ACUUAGUUUGUGAUAAAAAGACCAUCUCCUGCACAGCUUGUCUUGUUCAGCUCUUUGUAGAGCACUUAUUUGGUGGUGCUGAAGUCUUCCUUCUGGUGGUGAUGGCCUAUGAUCGCUAUGUGGCCAUCUGUAAAGCACUGCACUAUUUAACCAUCAUGAAUCAACAGAUUUGUGUCUCACUUUUGGUGGUAGCUUGGGCUGGAGCUUUUGUACAUGCUCUGGUUCAAAUUCUGUCUGUAUAUGAACUUCCUUUCGGUGGAUCUAAUGUCAUUGACCACUUUGGCUGUGACAUGUACCCUUUAUUGGCACCUGCAUGCACUGACACUUACUUUAUUGGUCUCACUGUAGUUGCCAACAAUGGAACCAUGUGUAUGGUAGUCUUUGUUCUUCUUCUACUCUCCUAUGGAAUUAUCUUAAGCUCACUUAAGACUCACAGUCAGGAAGGGCGGCGAAAAGCCCUGUCUACUUGCAGCUCUCAUAUCAUGGUGGUUGUCCUCUUCUUUGUUCCCUGCAUUUUCAUCUAUGUUAGACCUGUUCCUAACUUUCCUAUUGAUAAAUCUAUUUCUGUUUUUUAUACAGCUAUCACUCCCAUGUUGAAUCCUUUAAUAUAUACAUUGAGAAAUUCAGAGAUUAAAAAUUCUAUGGAAAAUAUCUGGUGUAAAAUGUUAAAUAUAGAUAGA
Messenger RNA from Psammomys obesus (fat sand rat), 680 nucleotides. RefSeq names its product olfactory receptor 4A5-like. Gene Ontology annotation, cellular component: membrane. The record is from RefSeq and is a predicted model, not a curated record. Gene Ontology annotation, biological process: G protein-coupled receptor signaling pathway. Gene Ontology annotation, molecular function: G protein-coupled receptor activity; olfactory receptor activity. NCBI's taxonomy places the organism in Eukaryota, Metazoa, Chordata, Mammalia, Rodentia, Muridae. The transcript has a single exon. The annotation marks the transcript as partial.